AAGCACUGUGAUUUAAAGGUAGAUUUAGGCAUAGAGUUUCUGUAAAAAGAUGUUCAUGUUAUUCUAUCGUAUGCUUAGUAGAAAGCGGCCAUUGUUUUAAAUUAAUGCGCAUCACAACACAUACCAUAAUUAUCAUUAUUAAUAUUUAGUUUUAAUUAAUUUGUGUUUAACAUCACAUAAUAGUAUCAUAACAAAUUAUUUAUGUUAAAAUUAACAUAAAUCAAUUGAGCGAGGUUUAUUAUUUGAAUCUUAUAUCAAAAGUCAUGCCAGCAGACAACGAUGAGAGCGGUAACGAGAGUGACAGCAGCACUAGUAGUAGUGUUACAUUCAAGAAAAAACCUACAUUCAAGAUCAGUAAGGUUGCUCAGUUAGCACAUUCUGUGAAACCAGGACAGAAAUUAAUUCCUGUGACAAAUGGGAAACCGAUUAAAAUAAUAGGCUUCCGCCCUUCAUUAAAAGAUCAUCCAGGAUCAUUGCAAACGGUUAGCGUUUCUCAAAAACCUCCAGAGCCUCCACAUAAUGGUGGCGAACUUUCACAGAAACCAGGAGGGCCGUUACAGAAUUCUAAAGAAGGUAUUCAGACAACUGAAGGGGAUCCUGUUAAUCCAAAAGAUCCACAGGAAGAUGUUUUUAUUCCAGAUCAACACCCGGCAGGAAAAGUCCUUCUCGACAUUUUAAACAUUACGCAAAAUAACACUUUGUUAUUGAAUGAAUUAUCAAAAAAAAUGGAUAAACAAGGCGAGCAAUUAUCCAAAUUGUCGCAAAUUGUUCAUCAGCGUGGAAAUCCAACGAUUGCAUCGACAAUAGCCAAACCUGACUUCGUACCGUUCCACACUGCGGCGGAAGUUAAAGAAUAUGAAAAAGCUACAGAAGAAAACAGAACUAAAUUAAGAAAUUAUAUUAGUGCUUUUAAAGGAGGAAGAUGUGUAAUGGAUAACGUUCGAUAUAUUUUGAAAAAUAAUUUACUCAUGAUGGAGGAGCUGUUAAUCACUUACAAUUACUUUGAACCCAGUAAAGGGAAACCAAACACUUUGGCUGGUUCCAUGCUCGAUCGUGAUUUUCUCUCGGCUUUAAGAUCGGUGUACCCUAAUUUAACUGUGCAACAAUAUCAUGAAGCUUUAAAAACUGCACUGAAAGCAGCAGAUUCUCGAAUGAGAGUAAAAACUAAAUCCGCCUCAGAACCACCGAAAAAGAGGAAGAAAAGCACGGAUUUUUCUGAAGAUUUUUAUUCUAAGUCAUCUGAAAAUCAUCCUCCAGUGGAUCAGCAUUUCUUAAAUUAAUAUUUUUUAAUUAAGUAUUUUUUUCAUUUAAAAUAUAUAUUAAUUGUAAGGAGGUAUAUAUAACUUAUAGAAUGUCAACUAUUUAGGUUACAGAAACAAAUAUAAUUUUCUAUUUUAUUACAAA
Cotesia glomerata is the source of this 1404-nucleotide messenger RNA. RefSeq lists its product as uncharacterized. The record is from RefSeq and is a predicted model, not a curated record. NCBI's taxonomy places the organism in Eukaryota, Metazoa, Arthropoda, Insecta, Hymenoptera, Braconidae. The transcript has 5 exons. Bases 264 to 1280 code for a protein of 338 amino acids.